AUGCAUUGGGCAACACCGAUUUGGAUAGUAUCAUUCUCCUUGGGAGUCUUCCCCCUUCCGACUGCCCGAGAUGCGCUUCUUCAUCCCGUCGAGGACCCAUUCUACAGUGCUCCAGACGGAUUUGAAUCCACCCCUCCUGGGACCAUUCUGCGAUGGCGAAACCCUCCCCAUCCUAUCUCGGCUUUCGGGUUUGCCCCAAUCAAUCUUGCUGCGUCUUACCAGCUUCUGUACCGCUCAACCGACUCUUUUGGUGAGGCCAUUGCGGCUGCCUCGACCAUCCUCGUCCCGCACCAUGCAGACUAUACCAAGCUGCUUUCUUUCCAAGUAGCCGAGGACGCGGCCAACCGCAACUGCGCCCCGUCGUACGCCUUUCAGCUCGAGGCGGCCACCGACGGUGAGCUGGGUCUGCUCAUGCCUCAAGCAGAGCUGGCACUGAUCAUCGCGGCGCUGGACAAGGGGUGGGUGGUAACAGUGCCGGACCACUUGGGGCCAAAUGCCACCUUUCUAGCGAACAACCUGUCAGGACACGCGGUGCUUGACAAUAUCCGCGCCGCCUUGAGGUCAUCUGCAUUCACAAAGGUCUCUCCCCAGGCCACAGUCACGCUCUGGGGAUAUUCCGGGGGAAGCCUGGCGAGUGGAUUCGCUGCGGAACGGCAGCCGUCGUACGCACCGGAGCUCAGCAUCGCUGGAGCGGCGCUAGGAGGGACAGUUCCGCACAUCAUGCCGGUGUUCAACUCCAUCAACAAGGGCAUCUGGGCUGGGCUCAUUCCCGCGGGGAUGCAAGGCCUCGCUAAUGAAUACCCGGUCAUCGAACGGGUUCUCUAUGACCAUCUCGUCCCCGCAAAGAAGGCGGACUUCGUCCGGACGAAGGAGCUGUGCUUCAUCGGGGACCAGUUCAAGUACCAGUUUCAGGACAUCUACUCGUACUUCACAGACGCGAAUAUGCUCAACGAUCCUGAUGUGGCACGAGUCCUCGGCGCCAAUGCAAUGGGACAUCAUGUGCCAGACGCCCCGUUGUUCAUCUAUAAAUCCGCCAACGAUGAGGUGAGUCCGGUCGGUGAUACGGAUGCCCUGGUCUCUUCCUACUGUGGUGCCGGGGCGAAAGUGGAAUAUCACCGGGAUGAGUGGUCCAAUCAUGCGACGAUGGCGGUCAUCGGUGCCCCAGAUGCGCUGUUGUGGCUGCAGGACCGGAUGAAUGGAGUUCCUGUUCAUGCCGGAUGCAGGACGAAAACCGUUCUGACAAGACUGAUGGAUCCGCGAGCCUUGAGCGUCCUUGGUAUCAAUGUGAUCAAGAUCCUGCUUGCCUUGCUAUCGGCACCAGUUGGAACGGUAGUCAUUGGAUGA
Molecule: messenger RNA, 1344 nt
Organism: Aspergillus thermomutatus
Lineage: Eukaryota; Fungi; Ascomycota; Eurotiomycetes; Eurotiales; Aspergillaceae
Product: putative secretory lipase
Exons: 1
Coding region: 1-1344 (447 amino acids)
Biological process (GO): lipid catabolic process
Molecular function (GO): triacylglycerol lipase activity
Source: RefSeq, a predicted model, not a curated record